Aspergillus ochraceoroseus IBT 24754 is the source of this 3148-nucleotide messenger RNA. RefSeq names its product telomere length regulation TEL2 family protein. The transcript has 6 exons. Bases 19 to 3054 code for a protein of 1011 amino acids. Gene Ontology annotation, biological process: protein stabilization; telomere maintenance via telomerase. NCBI's taxonomy places the organism in Eukaryota, Fungi, Ascomycota, Eurotiomycetes, Eurotiales, Aspergillaceae. Gene Ontology annotation, molecular function: Hsp90 protein binding; telomeric repeat DNA binding. The record is from RefSeq and is a predicted model, not a curated record. Gene Ontology annotation, cellular component: cytosol.
UAAUGAUCCUCUCCGAAGAUGGAUGGCCUUAUAACGGAGAUCAAGACAAUAACCCAUGACCAGAGAUCUGCUCUGACGGCUUCAGGGGAAAUUUCUCAGCAUACCAGUCUACAAAGAGGCGAACCUACACCGAGCGCUUCUUCCAAUACAGAGCCAGCAUCCGCGAGUGAUAUUUUAGCAAUACUGAAGGCAAAUCCAGAUCAGGAUGAGAUAGCUAGAAUUCUUUUCAUCCUCGAUCCAUCUCAUGCGAAGGAUCAUUCAGCGCAUUUUAGCAUCAGAGUCCCAAACCCGACAACAGCCCAGAUCCUCAACGCUUUAGUAAGCAUUACAGUUCCGGAUCAUUGGGACUCUAUCAAUGCAGGCUCGAAAGGUUCCAAGACUGGUAAUUCUAGACUCCGCGCUGCUUUGCUAAGAUGCCUCAGCAGUGUGCCCGGCAUCAGUUGCUUGGUGGCCCAACUCCGCUCGCUGAUCGCGUCCUCCCGAGCAUCGUCUCAACAGGCAAAUGCAUCCGGCAGUCAAAUCCAGAUCAGGAACAUUCUUGCUAUUAUAUCCGCCUUGCUGGAGCCAAAGGAGCUGGCUUUACGCCUAUACACUGAUAUAGACAUGCUUUACAACAAUGUAACUCAAAAGCAAGUGGCUUGGAAAGAACUGGUGUCGCUUCUCGCGGCCAGUAGAAUCCUGUCGGUGUCGGCGGAAGCUCUCUCAUUAAUUCGGGACGUUAAUGCCCCCAGUAAAAUCGCCUGGAUUGGGGAAGGGCCUCAGUAUGCAUCAUGGCUCGGUACCAAUAUCUAUCAUAUGGCUUCAAAGCUUCCUGUUGGUUAUCAAGAGGCGCAUUGGAAAGCACUUGCUUCUCUCACAGGAAGAGCACUAAGCCUUGGGUACACAGAUCAGCUAGUGAGGGAAAUUUACGCCGGAUUGCUUAUCCGUCAGUCUCUUUCAGAGCAAUACAUCUCGCUCUAUGAACAUCUUCGCUGGACUGAACAGCUCGCUGUGCUAGAAGGCAUAUUUCGCGAUAUUGAGAAAAAAUACUUUUUGUCCGAGUCCCUAGAUGAAAGCGAUGUUUCCGCGAACCACGUUGUGAAUGGUGUCGCGGCUCUGUGUUCAAUUCUUUUAUCGAAGCGACCUAAUCUUGAAGGCCAAUUGAUUGACUGGCUUUCAAAAGGCCAUGGUGGCUCAGUACAAACAGUUCGACUGCGUAGGGCACUAUUGGUGAACUUAGCUCACCAAAAAGACCUAAUUGUAACCUUGUUGACCAGAAGUCUCGAACAAUCUGCUGAUAAAAUUUAUAUACAACAUGCACCGCUGCGCAGUCAAGAAGCAAACACAGAAGUUGUUCUUCUUGCCGCUGGCUAUCUUCAGCGCCUUGACCCGGAUUCCAUGAAGCACAUUGGCCGUACUGGGAUAUUCCUCAAUGCCGUUUCAAACCGUCUCGCAGCAGCUUCUACGAAGGCCCGUUUCCUGGGUAUGCUUAUCGGAACCGCAAUUUCUCAACUUAUCGAACAGCCUGGGAAAGCAAUGAAAUUCGAUCUCGAAGAAAUGGAGAGCAGCGAAGCAAAUUGGUAUAUGAAUCUUAUUCAAGUAAGCGACAGACUCGGGUCCGUGGAUUCACUGAAAGCGCCAGAAGAAAACACGACGAUGUCGCACCAGAAGCCCAGAAAGACUUUGUUUUCUAUGGCAAAUCCUUCUUCCACAUCAUCCGGUCAGCGCUCGGCCAAGAUCGUGGCCAUAGAAGAAAUCAGUGCUUCAGAUGGCGAUGAUGAUGAUGAUGAUGAAGCCGAAGAUGAUGACCUUAUUCCCUACGAAAAACCUGAUGAAGAUCCAUCAGACUCCGACGAGGACCCCACCUUGAUACAGCGUAAUAAGCCAACUGCUCCAGUGUAUAUUCGCGAUCUCAUAACGUAUCUGAGAGAUACAGAGAAUGUAGACCGCUAUGAACUAGCAAUCACCACAGCUCCUUCACUGAUCAGACGCAAAACCGGCUUCGGAACAGAACUCGCAGAGCACACGGAUGAGCUUGCUCUUGUCUUAGUCGGCUUACAAGAGCAAGCCAAGUUUCCAAAAUUCCACGAAUAUCGUUUGCAGAGCAUGAUUGCUCUAGUAGUCUCACAGCCUCUAAAGAUGGGCCGAUGGUUCUCCGCUAUCUUCUUUGAUGGAGAUCUAUCCCAAGUCCAACGGUCUGCAAUCCUCACAACGCUCGGCCUCAGUGCCCGGGAACUAGCCGGAGCAGGCGAGGAAGACGCAAAAGCUCUAGGUCUUCCGGCGUUACAAGACUCGUCCUUCCCAUCAAAGAAACUUCCCGCAAACCUAGAGACACUAUAUCUUACCGAUGAAUCCCCAAUCGCCAGUCUAACAAAGUCACUCUCACAAGCGUCCCUCCAGCCAUUGGCAGCAAACGCGGCCGACUCACUUUCUGGGCCCAACGCCCUAAAAGUGCGCACAUUCUCCUCCCGAAUGGAAGUCGAAAAAAGACGCAAGGAGCGCGAAGCCCAUCGUCAAAAGUCCACAGUGAAGGAUCUCUACAAAGUUCUCUCCGAAGGGUUCUUCUACCCGCUGACAGGCCGGUUCGAAAUCAUGAUACUGCAAUUCUCGUCGUCGACUGCCCCAUCACAUAACCCAUUCCUAGUCCCACAUCUUCUCUGCCUGUUCAUCCAAACUCUAACACUGACCCUAUCAACAAUGGGUCCUCACACACCUUUCCUACGCUCUCUUACCCAGGAAACACUGACAUUCCUCCUCUCCCUUCAUGCACGCCCUGUCUCUGAAGAACCGAGCAUCUUGGCUGCUCUUCUGUCGCUCUUCCUAGCAGUGAUCGAUUUAAAUGUCGGAUCCGGUACCUCAGGUGAAGAGCAACUAGUGACCGAGUUUGCCACGCAGGUCAUGGAACUGCGUGAGUGGGCCGGGGAGAUUUUUGAUCGUACCCCUGCGACACGAGAUACCAGUGAUCCCCGAGAACAGGUGCGAACGUUGUCCGCGGGAGUUAUGGUGAAAUUAGGCGAGGUGAUGGAGAGAUACCAGGGUCGGCUAAUGGGCGUCAAUUCUGGGUUUAAAUACUGAUCUAGAUCUUAUUUAAGUAGUUGGGUAAAGGUGAAACUCGUGGCUUUCUUCAUCAGUACAUGAACGUGUAUUAUAAUAAUUAUUCGAGCACUGU